This is a messenger RNA of Rodentolepis nana, 270 nucleotides long. Lineage: Eukaryota; Metazoa; Platyhelminthes; Cestoda; Cyclophyllidea; Hymenolepididae. The record is from the annotation of a GenBank genome assembly.
AUGGUGAAAAACAAUAGUCCGUUUGCUCGAAUUCCUGCAACGUUCCCGUUGGGGUAUUCUCUUCCACCCCUCCCCGGGACAAUCGAACCGGUAUACACUGCGGAGAGCCUUUUCAUUCACGAAGAAACUGAGUCUUUUCUGGUCCUGACAGCUAUGGCUCCAAACUUGCAAGUUCCGCUUUGUGUACCAGGCCUAACAACUAACUCAGGUUCCAGAAAUAAUGAGAGGAACUUGAAUAUGGUGGAAGUAUUUGCAGAAUAUUGUGACUAA